AUGACAUGGGCUGCAGUUCAACCGAUUGAUGUCCGGUUUGUUCCUGGACUUUCAGGCUACUUUCACAAAGACCUUCAAGCUGUGAAGCUGAGUCCCGAAUAUGAUCCCCUAGUGGACAACAUCGCCACCGUAACUCCUGGAUUUAAAAAUGUGGUUCAGGCAGGCGAAGUUAUCUCAAUACUCAUUCGUCUCCCGAAUGGCGCAGUGGCAAUCGGCGAUUGUGUAGAUGUGAUUUUCUCGGGCGCUGCAUCGCGAGACCCUUUGUUCACCCCUUCGGAGCAUAUCCCGCUCUUGCACGCUGUCAUUAGGCCUUGGAUUCUCAAGUGCGAUAUUUCUAGCUUUCGUCCGAAUGCUGUCCAAGUUGAUGCACCGUGGCAGGCUCUUGGGGGUCGAAGGCUUCAUACGGCUGUUAGAUAUGGUCUCACUCAAGCAUUACUAUCUGCUACAGCUCUUGCCUGGCACUGUACCAUGCCCGAGGUCAUCUCCAGGGAGUGGAAAAUAAACAUAACUACACAGCCGGUGCCAAUUCUUGCAUCCUGUCACCGCAAUGACCAGUUACAACUGGACAGAAUGAUCAUGAAACAAGUCGGACUAUUGCCUCAUGCAUCCUUUGUCCAUGUUAAUGACAUCGGACCCCGGGGACAAACCCUACUUGACUAUGUACAGUCUGUGUCAAAGCGAAUCCAAGAACGAGGAAAUCCAGAGUGGCGACCCCGUCUGCACUUUGAUGUCUAUGGUACAAUCGGAGAUGCUUUCAACGACGAUGAGAUACCAGAUUUCUUUCAGCUAAUUGAGCGGGCUGCCUUUCCUUAUGACAUCCUCAUCGAAUCACCAAUUGUUGCAACCACCAAGGAAGCUCAAAUCAAACGUCUCAGCUUAUUGAGAAAUUGCCUCAUACUUAAAAAGAUUGACGUCAAAAUUGUUGCGGACGAAUGGUGCAACACUCUCCAGGACAUCCACGAAUUUGCUGAAGCCAAAGCCGUGGACUUCGUUCAGAUCAAGCUUCCUGACCUCGGUAGUCUCCACAACUCAAUUGACGCGGUCAUAUAUUGUCGAUCGCAGAACAUCGGGUGUUGUCUUGGAGGUUCUGCGAAUGAAACCGACGUCUCAGCGCGGAUAACCGCCCAAGUCGCACUGGCAACACAGCCCGACUUCCUUCUUUCGAAGCCCGGGAUCGGUGGCGAUGAAGGUUUGAUGAUUUUGACAAAUGAAAUGCUACGAACUUUGGCGUUGGUAGACAUGUUUGACUACUGCGCCCCUGAAAAGAAUUUUCAUGGGCCAGUGGCCUGCACUGUCGAGACUAGAUCCAGCAAAAUAUGA
Molecule: messenger RNA, 1320 nt
Organism: Penicillium angulare
Lineage: Eukaryota; Fungi; Ascomycota; Eurotiomycetes; Eurotiales; Aspergillaceae
Product: putative methylaspartate ammonia-lyase
Exons: 1
Coding region: 1-1320 (439 amino acids)
Molecular function (GO): methylaspartate ammonia-lyase activity
Source: RefSeq, a predicted model, not a curated record